ACCUGGCAACCAUGAGAAAGGCAGAUAGAUGUCAGUCUAUAAAAGGAAACGGGAACUGCCCCCGGCUUUCAGGCUCCAGCAUCUUCCUUUUGCCAAGAUGUUACUGCUCAAACUCUUCGUGGUGCUCAUGACUUGCCUGCUGCUGCUGGGCCAGGUCAAUAGCUCCCCAGUACCAGAACUGAGUUCAGCAAAAAGAUCCCGGAGAAUGACCCCAUUUUGGAGAGGGGUUUCCCUCAGGCCCAUCGGCGCUUCAUGUCGGGAUGAUUCGGAGUGUAUCACAAGACUGUGCAGAAAAAGACGCUGUUCUUUAAGUGUGGCCCAGGAGUGAUGUUCACACCAGGGGAAAAGUCAACUCCAACAGUGCUCCGUUCUGUGGAAUAUUGGUUAACUGCAUUUGGGCUGGAGAUACUUAAGUGAAGCAAUCUUGUGUUUUUAAUAUUUAAAGACAGAUGCUUGCUUUAAACUGGCCUCCAUUUCUUCUUAGAAUGUUGUUGGUUUGUACAUAGACGUAAAUAAGUUUGUCAGAGUUUAUUUUUCUACAAAUACUAUUAAAUGUCUCAAAUCCAAA
Molecule: messenger RNA, 568 nt
Organism: Peromyscus maniculatus bairdii (prairie deer mouse)
Lineage: Eukaryota; Metazoa; Chordata; Mammalia; Rodentia; Cricetidae
Gene: Leap2
Product: liver enriched antimicrobial peptide 2
Biological process (GO): antimicrobial humoral immune response mediated by antimicrobial peptide; defense response to bacterium
Source: RefSeq, a predicted model, not a curated record